Molecule: messenger RNA, 929 nt
Organism: Nilaparvata lugens (brown planthopper)
Lineage: Eukaryota; Metazoa; Arthropoda; Insecta; Hemiptera; Delphacidae
Gene: RpI12
Product: DNA-directed RNA polymerase I subunit RPA12
Exons: 3
Coding region: 352-720 (122 amino acids)
Biological process (GO): DNA-templated transcription; termination of RNA polymerase I transcription
Cellular component (GO): RNA polymerase I complex
Molecular function (GO): nucleic acid binding; zinc ion binding; DNA-directed RNA polymerase activity
Source: RefSeq, a predicted model, not a curated record
GAUUCAAAACUCAGAAUUCAGAAGGCCUUUCUAUUUCAUGUGGUCUCUGGUCUGUUUGUAGGUUAUGUUUGACAUAAAAUAUUCUUGACUUAUUAUUUACAUGAUAAAUUCGCGAUUAAUUUGCGUUAUUUCAAUACUCUUAUAAAGAAGGGUUCAACUUUCAUAUUAAAUGAUAAGUCUGAAAAUAUUAAGAUUUCCAUGAAACGACGAAUAAACAAAUUCAAUUAUUAGAUCACCUUUAUGAAUAUGCUUGCGUGCUCGCCACUUUUUAGGUUAUCUCAGUGAGUAGAGUACUUACUGUAUUUUAGAAGUACUGUAAUUAAAAGCUUCACAAAUUGAUUAUCAAAGGAUAUGUCUGAAAACCAAAUAAUCUAUGGUGUACCUGGGUUUUGCCCUUUCUGUGGUUCUGUUUUACCUCUUCUAGGACUAGCAGGAAACGUAACAUGCCGCAGAUGCAAGAAUGAAUUUGAUGCUGAGGUGUUCAGCCAGCCAGAGACAACAUACGUGGUGCAUUUCAAUAACAUAACGAAGAACAAGAAAGCAGGUGCCAAAGAUGAGAAGGAUGAAGAAUGUGACGGUCCACUGGUUGAACGGAGAUGCCCGAAGUGUGCCAACGAGAAGAUGUCUUAUGCCACGAUACAGCUCAGAUCAGCUGAUGAAGGACAGACUGUCUUUUUCACUUGUACCAAGUGUGGAUUCAAGGAGAGUGAAAACUCAUGAGAAUAGAUUUUUAUUGGUUUCUGACUCCAAAAUGUUGAAUUCGAACAGACCUGGACUUCCUCGUAUACCCUCCUGUUAUACUGUGAGAUAUCACUUCAACCUUGAUAACUCAGUCAGAUUGUACUUGAUCAAAUAAUAAGACUUUACCAACUAUCCGGUAGUUCGGAAUUGACAGUAGAGUUUUUAGACCAUUAAAGUUAUAUUUUCUA